This is a messenger RNA of Salmo salar (Atlantic salmon), 8572 nucleotides long. Its product is annotated as RNA-binding motif, single-stranded-interacting protein 3. The record is from RefSeq and is a predicted model, not a curated record. Gene Ontology annotation, cellular component: ribonucleoprotein complex. NCBI's taxonomy places the organism in Eukaryota, Metazoa, Chordata, Actinopteri, Salmoniformes, Salmonidae. Gene Ontology annotation, molecular function: RNA binding.
GAGAAAGAGAGCGAGAGAGAGAGAGGCAGGCUGCUGGGAGGAGUGACUGAGAGCGAAGCAGGCAAGAAGAAACAAGGAACACAUUUUAGAAGAGCAGGAAAAGGGAGGAUCGCAGACAGGAGACUCUCUGGAUUGUCUCUGUUGGGCACCUGGGACACUGUCAUUGUGCUUCUCAUUAUAUUUUUUUCUCUCUUCUUCUCUGAACCAGUGGACCGGUGGAGAUUCGUUUUCUUCUUGGUGCCAUAUCAAUUAGAAGCUGGGAUUGUUUCUGUGUAAUCUGCUCUUCUCUGGCUGAACUGUUACACACUGAGAUUGCUUCUUUGGUUUGUUCCUGCCUGAUACUGACUCUUCCCAAAGUGUAUCUGUUAGCACACCGCUGAGGAUAUAUCCUGUGUCCGACAAUACAACACAGAGCAGCUGGGAUAUCAGACUACAGAGGAGAGAGAGAGAAAGAGAGAGAGAGAGAGAGAGAGAGAGAGAGAGAGAGCUGUGAGAGCAGCCGAUUGAGCGACAGAGAGUGUGAGAGAGAUUGAAGCCGAAGAGCGAGGUAAGCUAUAGCAAGACAGCUUAAAUAGAAAAGUGAUCUAUCUAUCCUCCCCCUUUUCCUUGUCUUUCCUUUUCUCCUCUCCCACACUGUCCUGUGCCAGCAAUUUGUGUGCAGGACUGCCUAAAGCCACUGCCACCUGCUCCUCCUCAUCUUUCUCCUCUUCCUCCUCUACCUCUCUUCUCACGCGUUACUAUCCGAAACCAGCCAGUGAGGGACAGACAGGACACGCAGCAGCUUCCGUUUGUAACACUCCAGGAGAUUUAACUAAAAGGCGUCGUCAGGCAGGAGCUAACCCCACAGUGGCAACCCCUCUCCGAACCACUCUCCGUCAGACGAACCCUGCCUGCUCUCCGGAGGACCAGCAGUGAUACAAGACACCAGUGUGGACGGGAAAAAUAAGGGACCUACAGUCAGAGAGCCAAGCCCCAGUACUACUAACGCUCGUCCUCCGCCUCCGCGCAACCAUUCCCUGCCCCGGCGCUAAGGAUUCCAGCUACAUGGGCAAGCGAUUGGAACAGCAACCAAUGUACCCUCAGUACACAUACUACUACCCCCACUACCUCCAGACCAAGCAGCCCUAUGCUCCACCCCUCCACCCCAUGGCUCCGCCCAGCCCCAGUCACAACAGCUGCAGUCACGGCGGAUCCGAGCUGCUGAGUAAAACUAACCUGUACAUUCGAGGCCUGCCCCCGGGGACCACGGACCAGGAUCUCAUCAAGCUCUGCCAACCAUAUGGGAAAAUAGUGUCAACCAAGGCCAUCCUGGACAAGAACACCAACCAGUGCAAAGGAUAUGGCUUUGUGGACUUUGAUAGCCCGGCUGCAGCACAAAAGGCGGUGUCGUCUCUCAAAGCCACCGGGGUGCAGGCUCAAAUGGCUAAGCAACAGGAGCAGGACCCCACCAACCUGUACAUCUCCAACCUGCCGGUGUCCAUGGAUGAGCAGGAGCUGGAGAACAUGCUGAAGCCCUUCGGUCACGUCAUCUCCACACGGAUCCUGAGGGACGCCAACGGGGUCAGCAGAGGGGUCGGCUUCGCCAGGAUGGAGUCGACUGAGAAAUGUGAAGUGGUGAUACAGCAUUUCAAUGGGAAAUACCUGAAAACCCCACCAGGCAUUCCAGCCCCCAAUGAGCCUUUACUGUGCAAAUUCGCUGACGGAGGGCAGAAGAAACGCCAGAGCCAGAGCAAGUACCCGCAGAACGGGCGGCCAUGGCACAGGGAAGGCGAGACUGGUAUGCAGUUAACAUAUGAUCCUGCUGCUAUGCAGAACGGGUUCUACUCCUCGCCUUACAGUAUCGCCACCAACCGCAUGAUCGCACAGACAUCCAUUACGCCCUUCAUCGCUGCUUCCCCCGUCUCCACAUAUCAGGUCCAGAGUACGUCAUGGAUGCCUCAUCAACAAUACGUUAUGCAACCUACAGGUGCAGUGAUCACCCCAGCCAUGGACCACACCAUGUCCAUGCAGCCUGCCAACAUGAUGGGCCCGCUCUCCCAGCAGAUGACCCAUCUGUCCCUGGGCACUACAGGAAGUUACAUGACUGCUGCGGCUGCCGGGGCGCCUAUGCAAGGGACCUACAUUCCUCAGUACACUCCUGUGCCUCAGACAGCCGUCCCUGUUGAAGGAGUGGUCACGGAUGCCUCUCCUCAGUCAGUGGCCCCCUCGUCGCAUGACGUGAGUGGGCAGCAGCAACAGAUCCAGGUGGACGGGUCCAGCGACCAUGUUGCUUACUCAUACCAGUCCAAAUAGCAACGGACGAGGAGAAUAUUCCUGUGACAGUGUUGCCUUGAGACAGGGGGGUUGGCUGCACUGAGAAUGUGGAGAAGAGAGAUUGCUUCCAGAUUGCCCAGGCACCAAAAAAGAGACACUUUUUUCAUUUCCUACCUGGCCUAAGAGAGUUACAGAGAGAGAGGAAGAGAGAGCGAGAAAGAGAGGAGGGAGGGUGGGGUGGGGGGGGUCUAGUCGCUGGGCACAGUGCAAAGAGUUGAAAAUGUUUAGUCUGGCAACCUGCCUGGUGGGCUGGGCUUGAGCUUGACUUUCUCAACUGAAAAAAAUUAAAAAAUAAAUAGGGAAAUGUUGAAUGCGCAGGUAGGUAGGUGAUGAGGUUUAUUUUGUAAUUAGAAAAGGGGGAGUCAAAGUUUGAGAUACACAGAGAUUGUCUUCCUUAGAUAUUAAGCUAUGAUUUCUUUUCACUUUUUUUUUCUCGUGUUAAAUUUGAGUUUUCUAGAUAUAUUCCAAAUAAGUGUUUUUCUUUCUUGAAUCUUCAUGGCCUUAAUUUUAAGGGCGUCAGAUGACUUUUUACGGAGAGUAAAGUCUGGCGUCUCGUUGAAAAUAAAAAGCGAUCUAAAUCAGUCUCUUGGACCACUGUGAUGGUACAUGAUACUGCAGGGGUUGAGCUAGAGACAUUAAAACAAAAUCUAUCACAUAAGCUGUACAGAUUUAAUAGACAAGAGUUUUUUUUUUCUUUUCUUCGUUAGAAGAAAACUUUGAUAAAUAAUUAUGUCAGAGGUUACUAAAUCUAAGAGAAAAAAGUAAAUGUCUGCUGAGGAAAAGAGUGGGAAAUGAUAAAAGCUUUGAGGAGAUUUUUCACAAUGGGGAGAAAAAAAAGACACUGCAUUGUAGAAAAUGCAGUCUGUUGCAAAUGCUGAACUUGUUUUUAUUAUCAUAAUAAUUAUUUUACAUGGCAAGAUUGCUGUUGAUGACAUUAGUGCUUUUAUCUGCUACAUUUGACCUUUUUUAUGAGCUUGAUGGUGUUUUUAGCCCGCUUUGCUUGUCACACUAUAAAAAAAGAACAAAGAAAAGAAUGAAAAAAAAUCUAAAACAAACAAAAAACGGUAGAAAAAAAAAUUCGCGCAGUGAUAAACUUCGUAGAUUGAGUAGGAGCUUACGGUUUAAACCAAUCAGUGCAAAAGCAAUAGAAGAAAUUGUUGACAAUUUCUGUAGUCUUUCCUAGUUGUGGAUCAAAUGCAGCCCAAGGAUGGCCAUUUUUAUACCAAAGAUGAAGAGACACUCUGAUCCAGAGUUUUGUUGUUUUUCAGUUAGAUUUUGUUGUUGAUGUUGUUGAUGUUAUUGUUGAUAUUGUUGUUGUUGCUGUUGUCAUUGUUGUUUUUAAUUUGACCUUGAUGGCCGGACCAGUCCGUACUUUUCCUUUCAUUACAAUUACAUGUUUUGGUUUAAGCUACCUUCCACGGUUGUCGAAACUAUCACACUGACGUCAAACAGUAUUUGACCGCAUGAUCCAACUAGUGGCAGUUCGACCUAAUGUCCCUCUCUACCACUUAAAUUGUCUUUCCGUCUCUCAUCUGUCGUGUCUCACUCUUUCGUCAACUAUGGGGGCAUUCCACCAGUCAACAAUAAAUAAUACACUAUAGGAAAUAUUGGGGAAUGUUGCAGGCUCGCUCCUCAGUCAUUGAUGCGUCGCUUCUGGCUUUGUCGGCUCACUGAUUUCUGCCUCGACGCUGUCUAUUUAUCUCAUUGAAUCAAUGACAACUGAACGAAACGGAUACAUUUUAUCCCCUCCCCGGGAGUCUCAUCUACGUUACCCUGCAUUUUUUCCCUCGCUCCAGUCAUCCAGACAACACAUAACAAAACUCUCCAGCAUAUUUCUGUCUACGUGGACUUAAAACAUGUCGUGCUAUCCCAGGCACUAUGUACUUAGGAAGACAGGCACUUGAUUCAAGACUAGCAUUGGCACGUUGACCUCUGGUGUGCUUCUGUAUUUAAUAUAUCUCUGAACUCCAAACGCAAAACGAACACAUGGAAGCAUACGGUAGUGUUAUCUGCUUUAGCAAACAUUAUCUCUCUUGGAGAUCCAUAUUUAUGGGCUGGAUAAACACUACUGUACUCAAACCUAAGGGGCUAUUUUCCAGACAGAAUAGUACACUACAAUAAGGUUGACAGUAACCUUUCAGCCAAGCCUAAAAUGCCUGUCUUCUCAGCCUCUAGACUCAAUAGCCUGUAAACAUCUCUGCCUCACCCCUUUCAGCCUUCCAUCAAACCCCUAUCCAUUGCCAUUUGAGAUUUUUUUUGGAAUGAUUUCAUCUCUGGAGAUUUGUCGCGUAAUAAAUGGCGUGCGGCUGUGGGAUGGCAGGCACGCUAUCCCCAUUACAGUAACUUGUGUCUGGAGCGCUGUGUGUCUCUAUCCCCAUUACAGUAACUUGUGUCUGGAGCGCUGUGUGUCUCUAUCCCCAUUACAGUAACUUGUGUCUGGAGCGCUGUGUGUCUCUAUCCCCAUUACAGUAACUUGUGUCUGGAGCGCUGUGUGUCUCUAUCCCCAUUACAGUAACUUGUGUCUGGAGCGCUGUGUGUCUCUAUCCCCAUUACAGUAACUUGUGUCUGGAGCGCUGUGUGUCUCUAUCCCCAUUACAGUAACUUGUGUCUGGAGCGCUGUGUGUCUCUAUCCCCAUUACAGUAACUUGUGUCUGGAGCGCUGUGUGUCUCUAUCCCCAUUACAGUAACUUGUGUCUGAAGUGGGACCUUAUUCCCUAUAUAGUGCACUACAUUUGACCAGGCACUGCAUCUCAGUACAAAAGGCAUCACUACAGUCCCUAGUUCGAAUCCAGGCUAUAUCACAUCCGGCCAUGAUUGGGAGUCCCAUAGGGAGGCGCACAAUUGUCCCAGCGUCGUCCGGGUUUGGCCCGGGGCAGGCCGUCAUUGUAAAUAAUAAUUUGUUCUUGACUGACUUACCUUGUUAAAUAAAGGUUAAAUAAAAUUAAAUAUAUAGGGCUCUGGUCAUAAAAUAGGGCUCUAUGUUAAGAAUAGGGUUCCAUUCCGGACACCUCCUCUGUGUCCCUGCCUGCCUGCUUGCUGUGGUGCUAGAGCCAUAAAAAGGCAUCACUCUCUCUCUUCUCUCGCUCUUCCUCUGUGAGGUUUUCCCUCUUUAUUGGACAGUGCAGGAGCUGAACCACAAAACCAAUUUUAGUCACAUUCUCAAUUGACGGGGCCCAAUUUGUCUCCCCUCAGGGCAUUGGGAUCCGCUCCAGUGUCCCUCAAAGCCUCUUUUUUUAGAAAAAAAGAGGGAAUUGUAGUGUUCUUUUUUCGUUAACAAUUGCACAUAUUGAGAUCCAUCAGUUCAUGUGAUUCAAAGGCAGGCUGUGCAUUGCGUUCUGGGAAAGAUGGCAGUGACAUCAUGGGUCUGUAACAAUGUAAUUGUUUAUCGAGUGCCUUUAACGAAGCUUCCAAAUGAUUCCAAUAUCUACAGGAUAGAAAAAAAGCACACGGAAAAGCUAUCUUAUAUAAGGGAACCGUACAUUUUUGAAGGAGUUGUGCUAAUGAAAAUACUAGUACAAAUGUACAACCUACUCUAAGGUGCUACAGUGAAAGCUGUCUUGGGCAUGUGCCUGCUUUGUGUCCAUUGGUCUGUGACGCACUGGCUAUUGUUGAUCAUUUGAUCAACAUUCAUUUACUACAGUGGCUCAUCCCAUUGGGUUGUGCUUUUCACAACCAAGAGAAAACGGGCACAUUGUGAACUACGUAGUCUACAUAGUGAGCUGCCAUCAUAGCCACCGUAACACAGGCAAUGCAAUCGGAGAAAAUAUAACCAUUCGACAAUCUGUUGUCCCGUAAAACAUUCAACCCACAUGUCUUCCAUCCAAUAACAAGUCAAUGAUCAAAUUUACUGUACCAAUCUACCAACACCAGAGCUACUCAGCUGCUCACUGUCCCCAAACACCUCUCUCUUUCCUCUUUUCACUCACCCUGUCACUUCCCCUCAUCUUUUGCGUUAACUUUCCGAGUACAGAAAACUUUGAGAUCACAAGAUAUAUGCGCAAAGUCACCCACUUUACAAUUCCAACAGACAAACAAACCCAAAACGUCUGUACCCUUUUCACACCAGUGACAACAACCGUCUACAUUUCUGCACGUCUCUCUGGGUAAUAACAUUGUUUUUGCUGCGUAUUUUUCUUUCCUGCCACGCGUGAGCAGGCUAGCUGCUACAGUAUGAGGUAUCCAGAUCUUAAGCUAGACCGUCGGUCGGGUCGACGUUUGCUCCUCAACCUCUAUGGUGUUCAAACUGUACCUGAAACUAUGUGCUCUACAUCAUAGAUCACUCUUACAGCUGCUACUUUAAGAGACAGACUAAGGAAGAAACCUUUGAUUAACCGCAGGAAUCUGACCGCAAUCUCCUUUGAUCACAAAGAUCAACACUCUACACAUAUUGUUACCGUCUAAGAUUCAAUAGCAAUGACAUACAAGGAAAAUUAGGUUACAAAUAGAAAUGACAAAAAGCACACAACAGAACCGUAUGCGCUCCAAAUUGCUACCUGAGAUUCAAGAAAGACAAAACAUUGAAGUGAGGAGAGGUUUCCCUCGAUCGGGUAAGAGCGAUAUCGGUGAGGUCAUUACGUCGUUGAAAUGGCAGUAUCAAGACUGACUGAACUCCUCUCUUAUUCUACGCUAGUUGUAGCACAAUGGCCUGGUAAAAUGUCUGUUAGAAAUGUACAGUGAUUCUCACUACGUUUUAGGGAGCUGCAGUUAAAGAUCUAGCUAGCUAGCCUAUGUGUCAGAACAAACCAGCCAGAGAGGGUCAUUAGCUCCUGUUGCCAGGCAGAAGUUGUUGAGGCGCUGUGUUGUGCACCUCCACCUGUUACUAAUUGGAGGCAUGUUCUACUACAUCCGCUGACACGCACACACACACACACACACACACACACACACACACACACACACACACACACACACACACACAUACUCACUAUUGCCAGACAUUUCUGAGUAUUACACACACACACACACACACACACACACACACACACACACACAGUGUUUCAGUCAGUGUGUUAGUCUUCUCAUUAUCUCUUCGUCAGAGUAAGGUUAUCACUGAGAGACUAAACCUAUGUUCUCCAUUGCUUACCAUCAUAGAGUCUCAGUUACCUUGGCUCUAUGGGGCCAACUUCCACGUAAGUAAAAUGUUCACUUUCUCUCCCAUUGACAUCAAUGCAUCACUAACUUAAACACUGACUUUAGUGGAAGUUAGGAUUCGCCCCUAUGUCUUUGGUAUCUACAGAACAGCAGUGUUCAGUUUCAGUCUACAGUAUCUAUCCAGGCUGGGCUACAAAGCUGCUUCAGUUCACUGCCUUUUUUUACACCGUCCACUUCUCCAAUCCGUCCCAUGCUGUGUCUGUCUCACUGCCUCCGUCCAGAUAUCAAGCCAGUCAGUCAUAUCUAUCUACCAUAUUUCUAUCAAGUCCUAGGAACAUAUUCACCACAAUGGCAUUCCAAGUUGUUCAAUGUCAUACCCCAUUGUCAUAGGCUUCUUGUGAUUUCCCCCAUUGUGACUAGACAGUGGUUUAGAGAAGACUGGCCCUGUGUCCAAAAUGGACCCUAUUUUUAUAUAGGGGAUACUGUGUCCUAUAUUGGCACCCUAUUCCCCAUACAGUGCACAACUGGACUGUAUUAUGACAGACGGUGCCUCAGAGUUGGGCCUCCCACAGUGAAGUGUGACAGGAGAGCUCCGGGCUCGAUAUAACUCAACACUCUUUCAGCUCUUACCACCACGUUAUUCAGUGGGGAAAUUGCUCAAAAAAAAAAAAUGUGGCCCACGCUUUUUAAUUGAUGCUCCGGUUCACCUUUGACGGGAGGCAUCGAUUGGCCACACAUCCCCAGGAGCUCAGCCAACUGGCUAACCUAACACACACCUUCCUCAAAAUGAAAUGGCUCCCAGAGACGUCAAACACUAUUGAGUAACUAUCAUUGGAAAUGGCCAACCAAAUUUGCUAAAGAAACCUCCAGAACUUUCAUUAAGCGUCAGGAUUAUUAUACAAUAUAAAAAAAAGAGGAAUAUUUAUUAGGACAGCAAAGCGGUUCUUAGAUAUUUUUUGUUUAGUUCUGUUUUUUGUUGUUUUUCUAUUUUUGCUUUUCUUUGGGUCAGUGCGGAGGAUGUGGUCAUGCCUUAUGCACGCCACUCAGUGUGUGUGAUCCUUGAUAAAUAUCUGUACAUCUGUGGAUGUUAGGAUUAAACUUCGGUUUUAAUGAGUUGUUUUUUUCUCUGAUGAAGCUUUCAAUAAAAAAAUUAGGAAAAAAUCGCGAA